This is a messenger RNA of Cladophialophora immunda, 1101 nucleotides long. RefSeq lists its product as uncharacterized. Lineage: Eukaryota; Fungi; Ascomycota; Eurotiomycetes; Chaetothyriales; Herpotrichiellaceae. The record is from RefSeq and is a predicted model, not a curated record. The coding region runs from base 1 to 1101 and encodes 366 amino acids. The transcript is spliced from 3 exons.
AUGGGCUCUUGGAACCACCUCUUUGAGGUGCCCCCCGGAGAGGUAGUCUCCGUCAAGAUAAUCGACACGACCUCGCGAAUUGGAAAUUCCUCAGUCGACUUUUUGAUGAGACCCCCAAUGGAGGGAUUUCUAACAAUGCCGAUUCACCCAUCGUGGUCUUUUCUGAUCGAGCAUCCAUCGGGCAGCCGGAUCCUGUUCGACCUCGGUAUUUCCGUCGAUUGGAGAGAGUACGCACCGAUUGUUUCCAACAGGAUAAGCACCAACGGAUGGCAAAUUACCUCGACGCGCGGAGUGGCUGAUAUUAUCGAAGACGCUGGCACUCCUCGCGAAUCUAUCAACGUCAUUAUCUGGAGUCAUCACCAUUGGGACCAUGUGGGCGACCCGUCUACUUUUCCACCCCGCACCGAUCUCGUGGUUGGACCAGGGUUUGUGAAAGAAUAUCUGCCAGGAUGGCCGUCUAAUCAGAAUUCGCUCCUGCGAGACACCGAUUUCGAGGGUCGAAAAGUGAGAGAGAUUGACUUCAACGACGGCUUGCUCCUGGGACAGCUCAAAGCGCAUGACUUCUUUGGGGACGGCUCCUUCUAUCUCCUCGAUACACCAGGUCAUUCAGUUGGCCACCUCGGAGGGCUUGCACGCACCACCAAAGCCCCGGACACUUUCAUCUUCAUGGGCGGCGACUUGUGCCACCAUGGCGGCGAAGUUAGACCUUCCAAGUACAACCCACUCCCAGGAGGAAUGGCCGUCGAAAGUCUGCUGGACGUUCCCAGGCAAGUAUGUCCUGGCGCUCUCUUGGAAGACCUUCAAAAAAACAGAUUAAGAGAGAUAAACCAGUCACUCUUCGACCCCAAGCUGGGAACUGAUAUUCCAGAGGCUAUCCGCACCAUCUCAAAGGUACAAGAGGCAGACGCAAAUGACCACGUCCUUUUCAUUUACGCACAUGAUACAGACCUCCUUGGAGGAAUAGUUGAUCUGUUCCCUCUUCCUGCUAACGACUGGAAAAAGAAGGGAUGGCGCGAGAAGCUCUUUUGGCAUUUUCUCCAGGACUUCACCUCGUCCUUGAAGCUCAUUGCUCAAGAUAAGGAUCAGGUUAGAGGAUCGUGA